AUGAGCGUGAAGACAGCGUUGGUGCUCCCGGCUCAAGAAGAUGACAGCUUGUGUGGACCAGGAGGGGCUCCUGAACCUAUGGAUGGUAUAAAGCAAGCCCACGACGACAUGGUCGCUUGGUGCUAUAAACCACACGGGAAAGCUACCGACGAACAACUCAAGAAACUCGAUGAUGCACAAGUGAAGAGAGAAUACGUCGCCUAUGGGUUGAUAGGUCUGACUUGUCUUUACUUGAUCAAUGGAGAACAAGCGUUUUUCGUAUCUGUUUUCAUUACACUCACCUACCCAGCAUACGUUAGCAUACAGACUGUCCGCGGUAAAAAAUCUGGUGAUGCUCUCAAUCUCCUCCUAUACUGGAUACCAUUUGGCUUCUUCGCCCUCAUCGACGCCACCUCAAUUAGUGACAUCCCAACGUACUUCCUACUUAAAACGGCAUUCCUACUGUUUCUCUUCCUGCCGCAAACAAAGGGAGCAGUUCUGAUCUUUCAAAAAGUCAUUGAACCAGCGACAAAAGCAUUUGAAGCAGCAUUAGUUAAGAUUAACAACAGCAUUUGA
Messenger RNA from Ostertagia ostertagi, 555 nucleotides. Lineage: Eukaryota; Metazoa; Nematoda; Chromadorea; Rhabditida; Trichostrongylidae. The record is from the annotation of a GenBank genome assembly.